UAUCUCACUCCUACAGUCCUACGAGUACUACUUUUUUGACUCUAUCUACACAGGUAAAUGGGAAGCCAUAAAAUACCUUUCUUGACCGUUAUCUCUCCUUAAAAUAAAAACUUUUGUUUAUUCAAUAUACAUCGCAUCGUCCCACCAUAAUAAAAAAAAUGUAAAAAUAGUCAAGGAAGGAUGGCGCUUUCCAUUUCUUGUUCAUGUCCUUCGUCUAUUUUUUAUAGUAGUAGUAUAAUUGGACUUCAAACUGCCUCGUUUCAGAUUCAGAUCUUUCUUAAUUUCAAUUCCAACCAAUCGGGGCGGGUCAACGUGAAGCUUUCACGGGCCUCAAGAUUUCCUACUCCGGCGGCUUCCUCUGUCAGAUUUGGCAAACGAAUUCAUCUUAGUCACCAUCGGAUCAUCAGCGGCGGCGGAGUGGUGAUGACGAUGGAGACUUCUUCUAAUUCUGAAGGAUGUUCUUCUAGUCCUAAUUCUAGGAGGAAUCUCACGACGUCGGAUCACCUGCGGCACGUGGAGUCCAUGGCUACACUGCCUUCGGGCGCCGGCAGGAUACCCAGAUUGAACGCCAUCGUCCUAGGAGAGGCACUUGCCUCCGAGGAGGAUGAUCUCGUCUUCCCCAGUGGCGAAUUCUCCCGACUAGCUCUCAUUCCCUCUCCCCAAAAGUAUUUAGAGAUGUAUAGAAGGUCAAUUGAGGACCCGGCUGGAUUUUGGUCAGACAUUGCGUCAGAGUUCUACUGGAAGGAGAAAUGGGGCCAAGAGGUCUACUCGGAGAAUUUGGAUAUCAGAAAGGGGAACGUCAAGAUCGAGUGGUUCAAGGGUGGUAUCACCAGCAUUUGCUACAACUGCUUGGACAGAAACAUUGAAUCUGGAAAUGGUGACAAAAUUGCUAUAUAUUGGGAAGGAAAUGAGCCCGGUCUUGAUGGCAGUUUAACAUACAGCCAGCUGUUGGAGAGAGUUUGCCAGCUUGCAAAUUACUUGAAAGAUGUUGGUGUUAGAAAGGGUGACGCUGUUGUCAUUUACUUGCCCAUGCUUAUGGAACUGCCAAUCUCAAUGCUCGCAUGUGCCCGCAUUGGUGCCGUCCACUCAGUUGUUUUUGCUGGAUUCUCUGCAGAUUCUCUUGCCCAAAGGAUCAUGGAUUGCAAACCAAAGGUUGUAAUAACUUGCAAUGCUGUUAGGAGAGGGUCUAAGGUCAUCUGUCUUAAAGACAUAGUUGAUGCUGCCCUUGUAGAAUCACACCAAAAAGGCAUCUCUGUAGAUGUAUGCUUGACCUAUGAAAAUCAAUCAGCCAUGAAGAGGGAAGCUGCUAAAUGGCAGGAGGGAAGAGAUAUCUGGUGGCAGGAUGUUGUUCCUAAAUAUCCAACUACAUGUGCUGUGGAGUGGGUUGAUGCAGAAGAUCCACUCUUUCUGCUCUAUACCAGUGGGAGCACUGGAAAGCCAAAGGGUGUUUUGCAUACAACUGGGGGAUACAUGAUAUACACUGCAACAACAUUCAAGUAUGCAUUUGACAACAAGCCAUCAGAUAUAUACUGGUGUACAGCUGACUGUGGUUGGAUCACUGGACAUAGCUAUGUUACUUAUGGACCUCUACUUAAUGGAGCAACAGUUGUAGUUUAUGAAGGGGCACCAAACUAUCCAGAUCCAGGACGAUGUUGGGACAUUGUUGACAAAUACAAGGUGACAAUAUUCUAUACUGCCCCCACGCUGGUGCGGUCUCUCAUGCGUGAUGGAGACAAGUAUGUCACCCGCUAUUCACGCAAAUCCUUACGAGUCCUUGGAAGCGUAGGCGAGCCUAUUAAUCCAAGUGCAUGGAGGUGGUUCUUCAAUGUUGUUGGAGAUUCAAGGUGUCCCAUAUCUGACACUUGGUGGCAAACAGAGACUGGUGGCUUCAUGAUUACCCCUUUACCAGGUGCCUGGCCACAGAAGCCUGGUUCUGCUACUUUUCCUUUCUUUGGGGUUCAGCCCGUGUUAGUAGAUGAGAAGGGUAUUGAAAUUGAAGGUGAGUGCAAUGGAUAUUUGUGUGUGAAAAGCUCGUGGCCUGGAGCGUUUCGUACGCUUUAUGGGGAUCAUGAAAGAUAUGAAACUACAUACUUCAAGGCAUUUCCUGGCUAUUACUUCAGUGGUGAUGGCUGCAGCAGGGACAAGGAUGGAUAUUACUGGCUUACUGGAAGAGUUGAUGAUGUUAUCAACGUGAGUGGACAUCGUAUUGGCACAGCAGAAGUGGAAUCUGCUCUAGUUUCACAUCCCCAGUGUGCUGAAGCUGCUGUAGUCGGCGUUGAGCACGAGGUUAAAGGACAGGGCAUAUAUGCGUUUGUUACUCUGGUGGAAGGUGUUCCUUACAGUGAAGAACUCCGUAAAAGUCUCAUACUUGCUGUCAGAAACCAGAUUGGUGCAUUUGCAGCUCCUGAUAAAAUCCAUUGGGCACCUGGUCUUCCGAAGACGAGAAGUGGAAAGAUAAUGAGGAGGAUUCUUAGGAAAAUUGCUUCUAGGCAGUUAGAUGAGCUAGGGGACACAAGCACACUUGCGGAUCCAAAUGUGGUUGAUCAGCUUAUCGCAUUUGGUGAUUGUUGAAGUUCCAAAUUGGUGAUCGCAUUUGGUAAUUGUUGAAGUUCCAAAUUUUGAGUUCAGAGAAGUGACUCGGUUGGAGCAUCGUCAGUUAAAUUCCCUACAUACCAAAACUUUUAGCUCUGUUGAGUGAAUAAACAAUAAAAAAUAUUUGGUGUUCCAUGCUGUUGGUGUUCCAUGCUGUUAGCUCUAGCAAACUUCUUAUCACUAUGUAUUUUUGUGACUGACAUAAUAUAGGCAGGUUUAUAUUUUCCAAAGCCACUAAGAAAAUGUUCAACUCCUUGUAGAUGGCAGUUACAGAGUUGGAACUAGUGAAAAGAAAAUUGCAGAAGAAAAUAAUAAAAAUCCGGAUGCAGAAUCUUAUUUAUACUGA
Messenger RNA from Cornus florida, 2938 nucleotides. Its product is annotated as acetyl-coenzyme A synthetase, chloroplastic/glyoxysomal. NCBI's taxonomy places the organism in Eukaryota, Viridiplantae, Streptophyta, Magnoliopsida, Cornales, Cornaceae. Gene Ontology annotation, molecular function: acetyl-CoA synthetase activity; AMP binding. The record is from RefSeq and is a predicted model, not a curated record. The transcript is spliced from 18 exons. Bases 181 to 2571 code for a protein of 796 amino acids.